AUGGCUCGUAUAUUCAUCACCGGUUCAAGCGACGGCAUUGGCCAAGCUGCUGCCAAAAUCCUCGCAGAUCAGGGACACUCCGUCGUUCUCCAUGCCAGAAAUGCCGACCGUGCUGCUUCAACUCAGAAAGCAGUUCCUAAAGCAGAGGCUGUCCUAAUCGGCGACCUGCGAUCCAUCUCAGAGACGAAGAAACUCGCUCAAGAAGCCAACGCCUUAGGAAAUGGAACAUUCGAUGCAAUCAUUCAUAACGCAGGCAUCGGGUACGGUUCAACGUCCAGUCGUGAGAUCACCGCAGACAGAAUCUCGGCUGUCUUCGCUGUCAACACUUUAGCACCGUACAUCCUGACCUGUCAGAUGAAGAGGCCCACAUCACGACUGCUAUAUAUGAGUUCGGACAGCCAUUAUGGUGGAGAUGAGAGUUUGCGAAAUGUCACGCAGUCGCAUUCAUACAGUGACAGCAAGCUUCAUGAUGUGAUGCUUGCUAAUGCCUUUGCUCGGCGAUGGGGAAGUGAUAUUCAAGUCGUUAGCAUGCAUCCCGGUUGGGUCAGGACUAAGAUGGGAGGGAGUAUGGCUCCUAGUGGUAUGGAAGAGCCUGCCAAGGCACUGGCCGAAUGGGCGGUUGGAAAGGGUAAGUUGGCCAGCCUGCCUAGUGGGACAUUCUUUACGACGAGCGGUGCGAAGUCGGCGCAUCCAGGGGCUGGGAAUGUGAACAAGCAGGAGGAAUUACUGAAGACAUGCAAGGAUGUGUCUGGGGUUGCCGUUCCGGGAGAGUAG
Penicillium cataractarum is the source of this 774-nucleotide messenger RNA. RefSeq lists its product as uncharacterized. The record is from RefSeq and is a predicted model, not a curated record. The transcript has a single exon. The coding region runs from base 1 to 774 and encodes 257 amino acids. NCBI's taxonomy places the organism in Eukaryota, Fungi, Ascomycota, Eurotiomycetes, Eurotiales, Aspergillaceae.